CGUCACUUCUUCCGAAACCUUGGAUCCAUUUUAGCAUAUGCAUUUCUUGGAACAGCAAUUUCCUGUUUUAUGAUAGGGUCCAUCAUGUAUGGCUGUGUGGCGCUGAUGAAAGUGAUGGGGCAGCUUGGAGGAGACUUCUAUUUUACCGACUGCCUGUUCUUCGGUGCCAUCGCCUCCGCUACAGAUCCUGUUACGGUCCUCGCCAUAUUCCAUGAACUUCAAGUGGACGUUGAGCUCUACGCCCUUCUCUUUGGAGAGAGUGUCCUCAACGACGCGGUGGCCAUUGUGUUGUGUUCUUCAAUCAUUGCCUACCAGCCCGCAGGAGACAACAGCCACACUUUUGAUGUGACAGCCAUGUUCAAAUCCAUCGGGAUUUUCCUCGGGAUCUUCAGCGGAUCGUUUGCCAUGGGGGCUGCCACAGGUGUCGUCACCGCACUGAUAUCCUUCGUUUGUCCGUCGGAAACUUUGUUUUUGUUUCCGAGCGAGGAGGUUCGCAGCUCAGGAAGCCGUAAAAACCGGCAGAGUCAGGAGGUUUGCCCAGGGAAAGAAUUCAGAAUUCUGGACUGGUUUUGUCAGUAAACACCUCACAUU
Thamnophis sirtalis is the source of this 591-nucleotide messenger RNA. The record is from RefSeq and is a predicted model, not a curated record. Lineage: Eukaryota; Metazoa; Chordata; Lepidosauria; Squamata; Natricidae.